Hevea brasiliensis (rubber tree) is the source of this 9348-nucleotide messenger RNA. Its product is annotated as disease resistance protein RPV1. The transcript has 9 exons. Gene Ontology annotation, molecular function: ADP binding. Gene Ontology annotation, biological process: signal transduction; defense response. Lineage: Eukaryota; Viridiplantae; Streptophyta; Magnoliopsida; Malpighiales; Euphorbiaceae. The record is from RefSeq and is a predicted model, not a curated record. The coding region runs from base 236 to 4270 and encodes 1344 amino acids.
AAAUUUAAAAAAAAAAAAAAAAUCUUACUUUCCUUCAUAACUUUCCGCUUAUUUUCUUCCGAUCCAAACAUAGCCCUUCUCUGGUGCUUCUUUAAAUUUCCCAUAUUCUCAGCUUUUUUUUCUUUUUUUUCACCACAAGCAAAAGCCUUGUCUUCCUCUUUCCUUCAUACAAUUGCUGUGUUCUUGUCUUCCUCUUUCCUUUAUAUACAAUUGUUGUGUUCCCUUUUACUCAAUUAUGGCUUCUUCUUCUUCUUCCUUGAUCACUUUUCAAUCGAAGAAGUACGAUGUGUUCAUUAGUUUUAGAGGUGCCGAUAUCCGCGAUGGCUUUCUCAGCCAUUUGCAGGAAGCUUUGCUCCAAAACGAAGUCAAUACCUUUGUGGAUGAAAAACUUGAUAGAGGAGAAGAGAUCUCAUCCUCCCUCUUGGAAAUAAUUGAACAAUCAUACUUUUCGUUGGUCAUUUUCUCGGAAAAUUAUGCUUAUUCUCCCUGGUGUUUGGAAGAACUUGUGAAGAUACUUGAGUGCAUGAAAGACAUGGAACAAAUGGUUUUACCAGUUUUCUACUGUAUAGAUCCAACCCAUGUUCAAGAACUUACAGGUAGCUUUGGAGCUGCACUUGCUAAGCAUAGAGAAGUUUUCAACAACUCUUUAGACAAGGUGGAGAGCUGGUGCCAAGCUUUGAGAGAAAUUGCUGGGAUAGCAGGGUUGGUUUCCCAUAACAUUAAGCCUGACUCCAAGCUAAUUGAGGAAAUUGUCAACCACAUUUUAAAAAAACUAAAUGAUCUGUUUCCAAGUGAUUUUUAUUAUGAAGGGUUAGUUGGAAUUGACUCCCGUAUUAAUAAUGCUAAAUCAUUAUUAUACCUUGAGUCAAUGGAAGUGCGUGUUUUAGGAAUUUGGGGAAUGGGUGGUAUAGGAAAAACCACCAUUGCUCUUAAAUUAUUUGGCCGAAUUUCUGGCCAAUUCAACAUUCGAUGCUUUGUUGCAAAUGUGAGGGAAAAGUAUGAAAAGGGCGGACCAGAUGCUAUACUACAGGAAAUCCUUUUUCAAGCAUUAGGAAGGGAGACUUAUAAUUUAGGUGUGCCCAUUGUGUUAUCAUUUUCCAUCAGGGAAAGGUUGUCACGAGAAAAAGUUCUUAUUGCUCUCGAUGAUGUGAGUGAUUUAGAGCAAAUAGAACUUUCAAUAGGAAAGCCUGCUAUCUAUGGUCCAGGGAGUAAAUUCAUUAUAACAAGCAGAGAUAAACAACUGCUUAGGAACAUGGGUGCUCAAAUAUAUGAAGUUGAGAAAUUGAGUUACUGUGAAGCUUCUUGGCUUUUUCGCUUUCAUGCCUUCAAACAAGAUAUCGUAGGAAAAGAAUAUAUGAUGCUUUCAAAGAACGCAGUUGAAUAUGCUCAAGGCAUCCCAUUAGCCAUUAAAGUUUUGGGUUCCAAUUUAUAUAGUAGAAGAGUGAAAGAAUGGGCAGAUGAAUUAGAAAAAUUGGAAAGUACAUCUGAUGAAAAAAUUCAGAGAAUAUUGAAACUAACUUAUGAUGCUCUGUCUGUACAUGACAAGGAAAAUUUUCUUGACAUCGUGUGCUUCUUCAAAGGGGAAGAUAAAGAUCAUGUUGAAAAUACACUGGGUACCCCUGGCUCAAUAAUUGGAAUUAGUCGUCUAGCUGAUAUGUCUCUUAUUUCUACUGCAAAUAACAAGUUACAUAUUCAUGACUUGCUACAACAAAUGGGCAAGGAUAUUAUUUGUGAGGAAAAACAGCUUGGACAACGUAGCAGACUAUGGCAUCCUAAGGACAUAUAUUACCUGUUGACAAGAGCUGAGGGGACUGGAGCAAAUAGAGGUAUAUCACUAGACAUGUCUAAAAUUAGAGAGGUGGAACUAAGUCCUACAGUCUUUGAGAGAAUGUACAAUCUCAAGUUUCUCAAGUUCUACUGCUCAGUACAUCCUCAAAACAGAGUAAACCUCUCAGAAGGACUCAAAUUUCUUCCAAAUGAGCUAAGGUUACUGCACUGGUAUGGAUACCCUUUGAAAUCUUUGCCAUUGAGUUCAUGUGCUGAGAAUCUUGUUGAUCUUUGCUUGACUAAUAGCAAAAUUAAGGAACUCUGGGAUGGAGUUCAGCAUCUUCCAAAUUUGAAAUAUGUUGACCUCAGCUUCUCUAAGGAUCUAGUCAGACUUCCAGACUUGUCUAGAUGCUCAAAUCUUGAGGUUCUAAAUUUGCAUGCAUGUUCAGGUUUGGUUGAGGUUACUUCACUAAAAUAUUUGAGCAAGCUUACUUUCCUAGAUCUAAAGUGGUGUAUAAGUCUUUGCACUUUACCGAGCUUGCUUCAUUUGAAAAGUCUUAAGGUUCUUUCUAUAGCGUAUUGCUUAAAAAUCAUAGAGUUUCCAGAGUUUCCAGAACAAGUGCCCUCAUCAAUUGGAUGUCUCUCUCAUCUUUCUCGGUUGGAUUUGAAUUGUUUGACGGGGCUUGAAAGUCUCCCAGAUAGCAUUGGCAAUCUCAAAUCUCUCAGAGAAUUUGGUAUCUUUGAUUGUGUGAAUCUAAAGGAACUUCCGGAGAACUUGGGGAAUUUAGAAUCUCUAGAGAAGCUUUUUGUAAAUGACUCUGCUAUAAAAAAAUUACCAGACAACAUUUGCAAUCUGAAAAGGCUGGCGGAAUUAUCAGUUGAGAAAUGUGUGAAUCUCCUUGCUCUUCCAGCAAACCUGGGGAAUUUAGAGUCUCUAAAGAGACUUUUAGCAGGUGGUACUGGUAUUAAAGAAUUACCAGAAAGCAUUUGCAAUCUUAAAAAUCUUACAAAUUUAUUGGUUGAGAAAUGUGUAAAUCUGCAGAGUCUGCCAGAAAACUUUGGGAAUUUAGAAUCUCUAGUGGAGCUUUUCGUAAAUGGGUCUGCUAUAAAAGAAUUACCGGACAGCAUUUGCAAUCUGAAAAACCUUGUGAAAUUAUCAGUUUGGAAAUGUGUGAAUCUCCUUGGUCUGCCAGCAAAACUGGGGAAUUUAGAGUCUCUAAAGAGACUUCUAGCAGGUGGUACUGGUAUGAAAGAAUUACCAGUAAGCAUUUGCAAUCUGAAAAAUCUUACAAAAUUAUCGGUUGGGAAAUGUGUAAAUCUGCAGAGUCUGCCAGAAAACUUUGGUAAUUUGGAAUCUCUAGAGGAGCUUGGUGCACAUGGCACUGGUAUAAAAGAAUUACCAGACAGCUUUGGCUAUCUGAAAGAACUUAGAAUUAUUAACAUUAGUCAAUGUGUAGUUCUGCAUGGACUGCCAGAGAGCUUUGGGAAUUUAGAAUCUUUGGAUUGUGUUAUGGCAUCUGGUGCUGGUAUAAAAAGAUUACCAUCUUUUAUCAAUCGGUUAAGAAAUUUGAGAACAUUAAAUUUUAGGGGUUGUGAAGGUUUGAUAAUCCCUGCUUUGACAGUGUUUCCCUUUUUAGAGGUUGUUAAUCUAGGUUUGUGUGGCCUGUUAGAAUUUCCCAACACUCUUUGCCAUAUAGUGUCACUGAAACAAUUGUAUGUAGAUGGAAAUAAUUUCGAGAAAAUGCCAGAUACCAUCAAAAAACUUUCUAGACUAGUUGAACUGGAUUUAAGUGAUUGCAAGAGGCUAAAAUAUUUGCCGGAGCUUCCAUCUCUCAGCAUAUUAUCUGCAAAGAAUUGCACCAGUCUUGAAUCAGCAUCCAGUUUAUUCCAACUCUACAGUAUUGAAGCUGUAGAAUUUGGCAACUGCAUCAAUUUGGAUGGGGAUGAAUGUAGUAAAAUUGUGGAUCAUUUAUUGGCAACUCCUUGGCGGAGGCAAGUGGCAUUUUGUUUUCCUGGAAGUGAAGUGCCACAAUGGAUCAAGUAUCAGAAUGACUGUGGAUCUUCUUUCUUUUUGUCAUUUAGACAACUGGAGCAGAUGAAGUCUACCUAUUUCACAUUUUGUGUUGUUUUUGAUCCCAAAGUUUGUCCUCAUCAUUUCAAAAGAAUUGGAUGCACAGUCCAUUUCAUAAAUGAUUCCGGACAUAGCCAAUAUCAAUUUGAUCACUAUUUUCUUUUUGGUCGUUAUAGACCGGACAUGGAUAAAUUGGUUCUUCAUUCAGAACACAUCUUCUUUUGGCAUUCUUUUCUUAAAUUUAGACAGAAUAGCAUGGUCUUUCAAUUUUUUGUUGAUAUCAACAAAAGACGUACUUACAAUGCGAUAGCUAAGUGUGGUAUCCAUCUUAAAAGACUGAAACAUGGCAAAGAACAACCACCUAAUGUUACUUUUAAAGCGCUGCGUGGUGGACAUGAUUUCCUUUUUGAUAUAAAUACCCUCACUCACUAGUCAGUGGCAAAGGCAUGUCGUUUUUCUCUCCUAAUGGCAAGGAAUGGAUGAUAGGAAGGGAUGUUUGUUGUCCUCAAUUCUGGCUUACAGGGAAGUAAUAACCCUCAACAUUGUCAGAAUUUAAAGCAUUGCAAGCAUACAAACGUAUCUUUAUAAGGUUUUACAAGGAUGCAAAAUGGAUGUGGAUAUCACACUGCGUGGGAGCAGCGAAAGGAUAAAGCUGGUUUUAGUAAAGCCAAGGAAUAUGUGAGAUGGAGCAUUUACAAUUAAAGGGUGAGAUAGAUGUUUAAUGAUAGCUUGACAAGAAAGCAUUUCUCUGAUAGGAAUAAUCCGCGUUGCCAGAACUAAUAUAUUGAGGAAUUUUGUACAUGACAUCGCUUAGAAAUUGUUGUGAAAUUUACCCAUACAAAUUAAAGGAAAACAAAUUUCGAUGUACCCUUCCUUUCAUCUAACAUAAUGGCCAUAUGCUCUCAUAUUUAUAUAGGCCACCAAACUUAGUCCUUGUUGGACUUCUAUAUUUUGGUCAAGAGACCAAUUUGGACUACAAAUCCUAUUGCCAACAUGAUUUGGUGCUUGACAAUUUAAACAAACUUUUCCUUUUUUCUAUAUUAACAUUCUAAUUCAAUUUUAACUCAUAUUCCUAAUUCUAUUUGAUAUUGGAUUUCCAACAAUCUUCACUUCUAAGUCAAAUAAAAUUAGUCUUUACAAUUUUUGUGAAUGUCAAUUUUUUCUUGAGCACUUCCUUGCACUCUUGAUUGUUAAUGUUGUCUCUUGCCUCAACUUGCAUUCUUGUAAUUAAUAUGCUUUCUUCCAAUUUUUAUACACUCUUUGCGUCAAUCUUUUUACCCUUCAUGAUCAUGAGAGUGCUUGGAAUAACUCUCAAAAUUCCACCAUAAAUAGAAUACCAUAACCCAGAGAAUCCAAGUUACCCAAGGAAAUUAAGUUCCUUUCGAAUUUAAGAAUAUACUUCACUUCAUUGAAAAAUAUCAUGCGAUCACCAUGUAACUUGAUCUUUUCACUAUCAACACCUUCGACUUCUAUCUUUUGUCCAUUGGCUAGUUUCACUUUCUCUCCUUUCUUCUCUUCAGUCACAUCAAACUACUCCUUUGAGCAAAUAUAGAAUAGGCAAGCAGAAUUCAUUAAUUACUCAUUUUAUAGUGGAUUAUUUGCCUUCUCUUCGUUGUCAUCUACAUUCAAAUAUUCACUGUUAUUAUCUUCCUUAUCACAUGUAAUUAUAGUAGUCCCUUCUUUUCAGUGACUCUUCUUAAAUUGUUUGAAUUCUGUAAGAUGUCUUUAUCUUCAUUCAAUUGUAUUGAAUGUGGCCCUUCUCAUGACAGUAGUAGCAUUCCCUAUCGUCAAGGUCUACAUGUCGCCUCUAGCUUGAUCUACUAUUUCUUCUAGAACUGUUUCCACAUAGAUUACUUAUAUCAUGAUUAGAACUAGCAACAAAAGCUCCGCCUUCAUUGCCACAAUCUGUCUUCUUGAACUUCUCAUCAUCCAAGAUAAUUGUGAUAACCUCCUCCACCUUCAAAGUCUCCUUCAGAACCAACACUAGUCAAUUAGGUAAUUAAUUUAUUGAAACAUUAAGGUGAUUUGUAACAUCAAUAUCUUCUUCCAUGCUGAGCUAAUACAACUCCUUCUUCAAGUACAAACGAUUUAUUAGUAACUUUGACAUGUACAAGCUCUCCAAUUUCUUUCUUAAAAUAACUGGCAAAGUCUCCUCCAAAACAUUGUACUUCACAUUAGGGGGCUAAUGUCAAUCUAAUUAUACUUACUACCCUUUAUUGAAGCUCCUUUCAGUCAUUAUUUUUCAUAGUUGUCGGUUGCUUCUUAUUCAAUGCUUUGAGUGAUCCAUGUCGCACAAGGACAUCCUUCAUAGUGUUUUUCCAUAGAUUAAAAUUAUUUUUUCUCAUUGAAAGGCUCCACCUUAAAUUUUGUUCUCACUAUUUUUGACAUGACAAACCUUGUCUCUAUUACUACUACUUAUGAAAUUCGCCCACACAAAUUAAAGGAACAUAAAAUUUAACGUGAUUUGACGUAAGUCUAUUCUACCGACAAAUUCACUAUCAAAGGAAAAAUAAUUACACACAUUAAUUAUUUUUCCCACCUUUGUUGUCACUCACAAGCAAAGCACUCUCCACAACUCAAAGAAAAUUGACCUCACAAUUUCGGUGCACCCUUUCAUCUAACAUAAUGGCCAUAUGCUCUCAUAUUUAUAUGGGCCACUAAACUUAGUCCUUUUUGGACUUCUAUUGGUCAAGAGACCAAUUUUGACUACAAAUCCUAUUGCCAACAUAAUUCGGUGCUUGAGCGAAUUUAAACAAACUUUUUUCUUUUUAUUAACUUUCUAAUUCAACUUUAACUUAGAUUCCUAAUUCUAUUUGACAUUGGAUUUCCGACAGAAAUUUAUUUAGUAUUCAUGUAUAUAUUGCUCUUUCUAAUAUUUCUUUUUUUUAUUAUUAUUAUUAUUACUUUUUUGUAGGUUAGCCAGCAUUGUACAUUGUCAUAUCAUUAAAUAGUAUACAUCGUACAGUUGCAUAUUUUGGUUAUCUAUAGAGUGGAGCCUAAAUUCUAAUGGCUAAUGGAAUACCCUAGAAGACAGGUUAUUGCCCUUUUUUGAUAGCUUUACAUGUCCUUGUUUGACAUGAUUUUGUUGGAAAAAAAUGCAAACUAAAUGGGUGUUACAUUGCUGAUUGUGUUGAAGCUGGAGUCCAUCCUCCACCUUAGCUAGCUGCUUGUGUUAAAGCUUGAGUCCAAUUAUCUACCUUAGUUACACAAACAUUAGCUUAUCAAGUGCUUCUCAAAACUCUCUCUCAAUUCUUGAACAUGAGAUGGAUCUACAUGGUAAAAGAAGUGGUAAGACUAUCUGUCCCAUCUUCUCCUUGCAUUCAAUUAUUUUCACCAAUUCAUCCAAACACCAUUUAGAAAAUGCACAGCUUAUGGAGAAAAUGACUAUUGGAAUACACGAUUCUUGAUUUUUUUUUUUUCAAGAGGCUGAAUGAGAACUCUUUUCCUCUCUCAAGGUUUUCAUAAGUGAACAGAAAUUUUGUUGGAUUAUCCUCAUUUAACGUGAUUCGGUGUAAGCUUACUCCACCAAACAAAUUCAUUAUUAAAGAAAAAAAAUAAUUAUAAAAUCACUAAUUAUUUUUUUCAUCCUAAAAAUCACUCAAACAAAACUCAUAGAAUUCAACACACCUCUUCACUUCAUGAGCUUUCUACAAAACUUCAUAAUUUAAAUGCUAUGAAACUUUUUAUUUUAUCUAAUCUCAUAAUUUCAAUUUAACUUAGACUAACAAAAACAUUAGAAGUGAAGAGGCAUCAGGAAAUAUCUAUGGCAGAAAUAUUGAGAUUGUCUCUCUUUUUGAUUGUUGUAUGCAUGUAUGACCUUGUGGGCACAAAUUUUUGUGAUGGUAUUAGGUAGAGUCCUAUGGCAUAGAACUAAGUAGGCUUACUCUGGAGUCAGGGUCAGUUGCAAUUUUUAAAUUCAGGCAUGAAUAUUUGCAUCUUCCAUUGAUUCUAUUAUAAGUUACUCUUGUAGAACGAUAAACUCAAGAUCAAUUGAUGGGAAGAUCAUCUAGAUUAUUGCAUUUAUAUUCUUUGUUCAACAAAUACUGCCUCCUAAACUGAAUUAUAAUGUGUAUAUAAUCUUUCAACUGUGCUAUUCUUGCUCCAUUAGAAGUUGUUUGCACUCCUUUGGAUCUCAUCUGGAGAAACUUUUAGCCUUUGAAAGCUUAAGCGAGUCUUGGCUGAAGACUUUAUGCGGAAUUCUCAAUAUUGCCCUCCAAUCAGUUAUACUAUUUUUGUAACACCCCAAAAAUUUUAAAUUUAUUAUUUUAUGAGUAAUAUUGAUAUUUUAAUUUUAUUUAAAUUUUAAGAAAUUAUUUGAGAUUUUUCGGAUUUUAAAAAUCGGGUUCGAUUUUCCGAAAAUAUAAACUUUGAUGAUUUUUAAAAAUUAAUUUAAAGACCACGUGGCAAAACUAAAAAUAUAUUUGGAGUCUACGAAUUUUUCUGAGUUUUCUGGAAUUUUUCGAAAUUUUUGGACCUCGUUUUCGGUCCUGAGGCAGAGUAAAAAUUCAAAAAUUUUGUAUCCUGAAUCGAACCGACAGAAUCGAACCGGACCAGAUCGGAACGGUCGAAUCGGACCGGCCUUUUCUUUUUCUUCCUUCUUCUUCCCGCGCGCGUCCCGACCCUCCUCUCUUCCUCUCCCGUUUUCUCUCUCCUCCCUCCUCCCCUUACCGCGCCGCCGCCUCCCCUGCCACCCCAGCUCGCCGGCGCCCACCCCCAGCCGUCCCAGUCCAUCGGCGGCCGCCUGGAACGCCGGAAAACGGCGCCCGAAGUGGAGCGACGCGCGCGCGCAACCGUUCGUCUUCCUGGUCGAAAUCCGGCCGAUCCGGCCACCAAUCGGACCGGGUCUUGUGUCUAAACUCAUCUACUCGUCGAGAGCUUUCCAUAGACACCAAGAACACCGAAAUCCGUCGAGCGGUUUGCCCGAUUUUUGCCCGAGAAGUUUUUAGCCCAUUUCGACUUUUGGGCUAGAUUUCUCGCAAACCGUGAACCCCACGAGAAAACCGAGAGUACCAGAGCGCUCCACUCGUCGAGAGCUUCACGACGAUAUAAAUUUUGAAUUUUUUCGACACCGUUUUUCGGUAUCCUCAAUUUGCUGAAAUUCGACAGUUGUCCGGGUCUGUGAAUUUUCGGCCAUAUAGACCCAUUAUCGGAAAAGUCUCCGAAUUGGACCGAGGUUUUGGCUACCCCCCCAUUGUCAGACAUCUCGAGCGCGUUCCCGAAGUCGGAAUCGGCAAAGGUGAGCCGAGACAGCCUUCUUCCUCCGCCCAGCCGCCACAGUGACCGUUGUCAAGUCUGCUACAGGAGGAUUUUAUUGUGGUUAACCUGCUUUUCUCCUUCGCAGGUUGUUUUAUCAAUAUUUGUGUAAUUUUAUUUACUCCUAGAAUUUUCGCAUGUGUUAGAAAUAUUUAAAUGAUUCGGGUCUGUAAUAUAAAUUGUCAUGUGGACCUAUAAAAUUAUUAUAUGCAUGUUUGAUGGACUGGAUGAGGGAGCUGAGCUCCCAUUUAUCUUUA